CUGGGUGGGGUUCACUGUCAGUUCACUGGUCCAGCUGGGUGGUGACCUCAGACAACACCCCACAGUAAUUGAACUAUUAUUACAUGGUUAACGUCUCUCCUUGGUGGUAAAUGUUAACAAGCCUUUACAGAGGAGAUCUACCGCCAGGGCUUCAUGUGAGGGAGGGGCUUCAUCACCAGAGACGUGAUGGGCUCCUGACAGUUAUGAUGGUGAUUGAAAUUCCCCAACAGAACAGAAAACCAUAAUAUAACUCUCACAUGAACCACAUUACUCUUAACACUGUGUAGUAAGAUAUGGUUAAUUGUUUUGGAUUGUGAUCAAAUAAUCUGUAUAGUUGAAGAAGAAUUAACAUUUAAGUAGUGAACACAGUUACCUUACCUCACAAGAUGCAGCUGUUAAGGAUUCACUAUCAGAAGCUGUUUGUGUGUGUGUCGUUUGUCAUGUUGGUGCUGGUGGUGGUGCGUGUGUGGGAGGGUGACGACGGGACUGUAGCGACCCACCAGAACCUGCCCGGCUCCCUCAAGAUCCCGGAAAAAAGGGUGAGCGGUGUGAGGGAGAACAGCAUCAAUAUCGACUCCCCGGUGCUGUCCGCCUCCCAGCACAGCGGUCGUGGGGCGACGAAGAAGAAGAAGAAGGCAGCGGGGACCAAUACUUAUACUGAUCUCUUCCAGGAUAUGGCCAAGGAAGAGAUGUGCCCUCUGUGUUUUGGCCACGACCUGUGUGAGGACGUCUCCGCCGGCUUCUUGACCUUGGCAUCGGACACUCCUAGUAAACAAGAUGGAGCAGCCAUGUAUGAGGCCUACUUAGGAGACAUGCAUAAACUUUCAGUCAAGGUUCCUCUCGGUGACCGGUUCAGUCGGCUGGAUGAAGCCGUUUGUAUGAAUGCCAGCCUGGGCACGGGGUGCAGCGUUGGGUCGGCAGCGUACAGAUCGUUCUUGGCAAGACCCCAGCCAUUGACGACUCAGGUUUUACACCACCUACUACGUGUUGUUGGGAUCCCCCGCACCCAGUACCCGUUGUUAAUGUGUCCAAGUGAGAAGCUUCUUACUGUUAUUGAACGAUCCUUUGACGAUAACGAUGACCACAACCUGAGUCAAGGCGAGAGAAUUACUUUGUUCACAACACUGGCCAUCGCUCCAGACAUUGUCGUCCUCAAGUUGUUGACAAAGGCGAGCCUCAAUGUCGGUUUCCCUCGACUAGUUGGUGUGUGUGGCCGGCUGGGAGUGUUAGAGGACGAGAUGACUCCUCUGGCCUUCCUCCUGGGUGAGCCCUUCAACGUUCGUGCCUCGCUCGCCGCCCAGAUCCUGACUAUGGUCGAUGACUUUAUGGAAGAUGACCCGGACUGGUACCUGUUCUAUGGGUCGUGGUCGUUGGAGAAGCUAGCCGUCAACAAGGAGGGAGAGGUGGUGUUGACUGACCUGGCUAGCAUGGCGGUUGUGGACAAGAGUUUGUUUAGAGGUGACUACGAAGACGGCAGUGAGAACCGGGUACAGGAGGUGUGCAACAAAGAGUGUUUCCAGAAGUUCACCGGGGAAGUUUACAGAGAAGGCCACGACACGGAGGAGAUAUGUUCCCGCGUGGAAGACGUCGGCCACCUGAUGUAUGCAGCCGUGUGUGCUAUGAUCCUUAGUGACAUGGAACAGCACAAGUAUGUCGACUACUUCACCAGCAGCGCGGGUCAGCAACAACAUCCUCGCACCACGAAGGGUCUGCUACACAACAUCCCGGCAGCUGACAGGGCCACGGUAGAGGAGCUGUUGGCUGAGUGUGUGGACGAGGCAGCACCGGGGGGCCGCCUCCAGUCUGCUCAAGAACUCCGUGAUUUUCUCUCGGACUUCUUACUGGACGAAGACGAGGAGGACGGAGAUGAUGCAGCGGGUAACAAGGACGACGAUGACGGGGAAGAUUAUGACGACGAUGACUAUGAUUAUGGAGAAGAUGACGGCUAAGAAAAUAAUAAAAGUAACUCAACAUGCAGGUAAAAAAAAUGUCAAUACAGGUAUUUUAAAUUAAUGUCAGGAGUUUCGAAAGUCUGAGAGGUAUGUAACAAUCAUUUCAUACCACGUUACAAUUAUCUGAGUAAUUAUGGAAUUACCCUGUGUGUUGAGGUGGUGUGUUUGUCACCUUCAAGUGUUAAAUUUCCUUUUCAACUGUUGUGGAUGAGCUGUGAUAUACAGUAAGUUGCAACAACACAGUACUAAUUUGUGUCUUUUUUAUAACCAUACUGUGUAAAAUAUGUUAUGUGAUGCCAUGGUAGUUAACGUGGAUGGCUGCUAUGCCUUCUGUAGGAGACGGCAUUAAGGGUCGUGUCGGGUGUGACGUUGACAAGAUGGAUGUUUUUGGACCCUGUGUAUGUGUUAGGUUAGGUACAGUUCCCUUCACUAGUGCGUUUACAGGGGCUCAUCAGGUCUUGUGCAGUGUGGCAGCUCUGUGUUUGUUUACAUUAGACAGAAGGAAACUCACAGUAGUAAACAUAUGAACGUAAAACAAUAUUACAACAAAUAUCUUGAUGUAAUGAUUUGUGGAAUGUGUAUAUAAUGAGCCCCUGUAAACCCACUAGUGAAGAGGACUGUAUGUGUAAAGGGUAUUAACAGUGUGUCUUUGUGUAUGUGGGUGUAUAAAGAAGACAUUUACAGUUUAUAUGUUUUAAUGGGACUAAAUAAUUCACAUUCAUGCUGGACAAGAUGUAUUUGCCUGUAUCCUCCAGUGCAGUGUUUUUCAAACUUUUUUUACUGCGACCCACAGCCAGAACAACAAUUUGAAUUGCGACCCAUUAAACCGAAGUGUAAUGAUAUGAAAUGAGUAAAUCAAAGACAAACACUGUUCACAAUUUUCCUUUAUUUAGCAUUGACAAAAUUCAUGUAAAUUUCUCAUGAUCCAUUUCUACUUGAAUUAUGGUGCAUUUAUUUUUAUUUUCUUAUUUAUUUUCGCGACCCAUUUUAUUUAUUUUUUCUUAUUUAUUUUCGCGACCCAUUUUAUUUAUUUUUUCUUAUUUAUUUUCGCGACCCAUUUUUAUUUUGCGACCCAAUUUAUUUAUUUCGCGACCCACUGAAGGGUCGGGACCCAUAGUUUGAAAACCCCUGCUCCAGCGUACUUGAAUUUGUGUUUUAAGUUGGAAUGUAUGACACACACACACGGUCUUAAACACAGUAUCACAACAACUAUGAACCCCGGAUGUGACCAAUUAACUAGUUAUCAGAUGUUAGUUUUGUAAUCUUAUAAUAGUGUGGAUAAUCGCAGUCCUAUGAAGCAGAAUCUUCAUAUUUCCAUUUUUCAAAAUAUAAAUAAGAUUCAUGAUUAAUUUUUUUUUUAAUUUGACGAAUGAAGCAGAGUAUUGAACCAUACUAUUUUGAAUUGGCAUUUCUUGGCUUAUGAGGAUUGUGUUUCAUCUGGCAGGGCUUUUGCUAUGGUAUCCGAUCAUUGUGCUGUGACAGAUGGCUGCUGCUUCUUGUCAUAAUGCCACCAUGGAGGAUGAAUCACUCACGUCAUCCAUCCUCAGUUAUGACACGAUAUGAGUCAAUUAGGAAGUACUGUACAGCAGACGAGUUGCUUAAUGGCCUUAUAAAGUCUGGAUUCACGGUUACCCCAAACUCAUUAAUACUGUACGCUGGUUUUGACUUACCGAGUACUGUAUACAGUUAGUUUAGCUAAUGGUUUUAACUGAGUACCUGUACAGUCUAGGUAAUGGUUUUGACCAAGAGAGAGAGAGAGCACAGUUAGUUUAGGUAACGCACAGAAAUAUAAGAAAAUCACAAUAAGGUGCACAAAAAACAGAAAAUAUAUAAGCAGCGUAACUUAUAACAGUGCCGACUGUCGCGCAUUCUCUCACACAGUACAGUAUAGGCCGCCAAUAUGUGUAAGUUUUUAUUUUGAUAUAGUUUAUGUAUGUGAAAGUAAAAUGAAUAAUAUGUUGUACAAAUUUCUGGAUCUGACACUGAUCAGAGAUAAUGAUGAUGGUCACAGUAGAAUGUUUUGCACAAGUUAGGGGUAAUAUAGAGAGUUAAGUCAGUGAUGGUCUAGUAAUUGCUUUAUAUCAUCUUCAUUCCUAACCUAACAUAACCUAACCUAACCCAACCUAACCUAACCCAACCUAACCUAACCCAACCUAACCAAAUCUAA
Homarus americanus (American lobster) is the source of this 4119-nucleotide messenger RNA. Its product is annotated as divergent protein kinase domain 2B-like. The transcript has 9 exons. Lineage: Eukaryota; Metazoa; Arthropoda; Malacostraca; Decapoda; Nephropidae. The record is from RefSeq and is a predicted model, not a curated record. The coding region runs from base 387 to 1949 and encodes 520 amino acids.